Messenger RNA from Clupea harengus (Atlantic herring), 2489 nucleotides. RefSeq names its product IKBKB interacting protein (gene ikbip). The record is from RefSeq and is a predicted model, not a curated record. Lineage: Eukaryota; Metazoa; Chordata; Actinopteri; Clupeiformes; Clupeidae.
UCAGUUACGAGGUGAUUUUAAAGUAUUAUGCUGCGAAGUCUGCCUUGUAUGUAGCCUACAGAAGAACGUAACCAACUGAUUUCGCUAGAGGCACUGAGGACUCGUGAGAGCAUGUUCCAACAGCGGCCGGAGGGUGGCACUGUUGUCACAUUCAUCCAGAACCGUCGACCUAUGUUUCUUAUGCAGAUGCAGACGCAAUUUCCCGUUUUUAAAAGCCUUUAUUUGUUGAGUAGUGUUGGUAGAUGUGUACAGUAUUAUUCAAUCUUUUAUAUUUGAAAACGGAUUCUGACGUUUACAUUAGUGUAUCUGCAUGAUAAUUAAUAUUAUAAAAAAACCUUUGUUGAAAGUUUUCUGUCUGCUACGUGGCUGGCACGUAAGUGCUUCCCAAGAUCCCUUGAAUAGGGAGGGGAUUGUUUGGAGACGGACGGAAGGCUAGUUUUUUGGCCAACCUAGCGGCAAUAAUGAUUUCAUUGUAAAGUUUUAAGUACUUUUAAGUUUUAAUGAACUGAAUGCAGUUUCCCUGAAAUGUUAUUGUAGUUCUCCGAUCUAGUCUUUUACGAAGUCGCACACAAAUUAAUUUGAGUCGGUAAGAAGGCUUAGCCAUUAUACAAAUCUGGAGCGGUUCAAAAAUGCCGAGCAAUGAAUUGAAGCAAAGGAAAAAGAAUAUAUCCCAGAAACAAAACGACGAUUCUAGCGAUGGAGCGAAACAGAAUGGCGAGCCUGAGACGAAGAAAAGCGAAGCAUCCGAGCAGAAAUCUUCGGCUCAGAAGAAAAGUCUCUGUUCUGAUGAGAUGAGGAGGGUUCUGUGUCUUCUGUUUUGUCUGUGUCUCUGUGUCUGCGCUUCGCUUGCGUGUAUGAUCUGGGAACAGAAUAAACGGUUUGCCGAAGUUGAGGAGAAGUACAGUCUUCUGCACGGGAGAACAGCAACGUAUGCAGAGCUGGAACAGAGAGUUGAAACAGUGUCUGAAAAGCUUGACGCCUCCAAGAACCACCUGGAGGGGGCGCUCUCCUCCAUCUCCACGGCGACCAGGCUGGCGAGCAAUGUCGCCUCCCUCCGCUCCAUCGUCACAGCGAUGCAGGAGGACGAAGAGGACAAUGACAUCACUUCCUCAAGCAGCAUCCAGGAAGUCAACGUCCGCUUCCUGAACGUGACGGAGGCGUGGCAGUCGGGCCUGGCCGGCGUGACGACCGACCUGGCGUCGCUGAGGGAGGAGUCGCGCGCCUCGCACGUCCGCGCCACGGGCAACGUCAACGCGGCGGAGCGGCGCCUGCGGGCCCUCGCCGAGCGUCUGGAGGAGCUGGAGGACAGUACGCGGCGGAACGCGCGCGCCUUCGACCGCACGGAGGAGCAGGACGUGCAGCAGGCCCAGCGGCAGCUCGACUGGAACACGGGCCGCGUCAGCGAGCUCGACGAGAAGCUGGCCCGGCUCGUCAGGACCGAUCGGGACCUCGCGGAGCGGCUGGACGAGCACGUGCCGCGGGCCCAGCAGUGCCAGGAGCACCUCCCCGCCGUGGAGGAGGCCGUGCGCUCCAUCCUCAAGCUGGCCACGGCCUCCGUCUCCAUGGAGAGGCGCGUGGAGGAGCUGGGCCUGCUGGUGCUGGGGCUGGAGGACAGCAUGCUGAAGAGCCUCACGCAGACGCUGGAGAUCCGCCAGGAGCUCAACGCCCUGAGGAGCGGGAGGAGGGAACACUCGGCCGGGAGUGAGAUCGACGCCAUGCUGGAGACUCUCAUGGAGAUGGAGAUGGAGAGCAAGAGAGCGGGAGAGGAGGAGGAGGUGGUGGAGGAAGAGGAGGUGGAGGGGGUAGAGAAUUGGAAGGAGGUGGAUGAAGGUACUGUGGUUGAGGGGAUGCCCCUAGAAGAACCUGAAUACAAAGACAAUUGGGAAGAGACAUUGGCCGAGACAUUGGCAGUGCCCGAAGAGACAUUGGCAGUGCCCGAAGAGACAUUGGCAGUGCCCGAAGAGGUUUUGGAAUCCUUUAUGACUGUGGAGACACAACUUCAGGGCACGGAGGAGGAACAUCCAGAGUCUCAGCCCAAUGAUGUCAAUGUGUGAUGUCAUCAUACUGCGCCUGCCAUGGUCUAAACUGUACGUAACUCCUCCUUCUUUAGUAACCUGCUGUCUAUGCUGCCAGUGGAAUAAACAGUGUUAGAAUAUAUGGUCUGGUGUUUUGUAUGAUGUUUUCUGAAUACAGUUUUAAUCUAUACUGUAUCUCUAUCUGUCAGUCAGUACUGAACAUGGUCCUUAUGGGUCAUAGAAGUAUUCCUUAUCAUAUCAAUGCUGCAAGAACUGCACUGUGUCCUCAUGUUUUCACGCCUAAUGAAGGGAAAUAUUAUUUUCUACACGUUACUGUUCGGUCUUGUUCCCGGGUGUGUUGCCAUGCCUUAACAUUUGAAAAGGUAAUGUUUCUGCGUUGUACUGGAUAGUCCCAUUCAUGUGUCUGAAAUGAUACAGAUUGUCACUGAAUGUUUUUGAAUAAAAUGAAAAAAA